Molecule: messenger RNA, 1199 nt
Organism: Westerdykella ornata
Lineage: Eukaryota; Fungi; Ascomycota; Dothideomycetes; Pleosporales; Sporormiaceae
Product: G-patch-domain-containing protein
Exons: 2
Coding region: 130-1044 (304 amino acids)
Cellular component (GO): kinetochore
Molecular function (GO): nucleic acid binding
Source: RefSeq, a predicted model, not a curated record
AACGACAACUGCGAGCCUACAAACUGUUCACACCCAACCAGAAAACUGCGGAACCUCAUCUGUACCCUCAAGUUGGACAACUUGUAGCACUUAAAUACCCGUCCACACACGCUCAUCGUUCAAGUCACGAUGGCACACUCAGACGAAGAAGAAGACUACAUGACAAUGACAUUUGAGGACCCCAAACCAAAAUAUGAAACCUCACUCCAACGCGCUGCACGCGAGAGACGGGAGGCCGAGGAUCGAUCUCGCCAGAAAUCCAAAGCCGAGCUGAAAGAAGAAGAGGAGCGAGCUCGCCAUGCCGCACUGUCAACAGCCUUGCCAACCGACAACAAAGGCUUCAAGAUGAUGGCCAAGUUCGGUUUCAAGCAAGGUGAUGCGUUGGGCAAGUCCGAGAAUGCGAGGAAAGAGCCAAUCCACAUCAGCCUCAAGGAGGAUCGGUCUGGUAUCGGGCUGGAGUCGGAGAAGAAGCGGAAGUUUCGAGAGCGGAUGGAGCAGGCGGAACGGGAGGCGAAGAGGUCGAAGACGCAAGAGUUGGACUAUCGAGAGGCGCAGCGGCAGCGGUUGAAGGAGAAGAAACUUGAAGCUGACUUGAAGAAGGCGCAGAGGGCGGCGGAACGACUUCAUGGAGAGAAAGAGAAGACGGAAGAUCCGGACAAGAUUCCGCUUAAGAAUAUCAACGUCCUGUGGAGGGACUUGGCCCGCGAACGCUUGGAGGAGCUCCGUGAGAAGAAAGAGAAACAUCAACUCCUCAACCAUCGCCUCAAUAAACGGAGUCCCGUAUUCAACGAUGAGGAUGAUGAAGAAGACGCUGACGACAAACUCGCCUUGGGGCGUGAAGACGCUGUACCAUUGGUGGAUGACGAUUUGGAAGAGGAAGAUCCAGAGCUGGAGGAGUUCCGUUCUCUUCCGCUUGAAGAGCGAGUGCAGAAGCUUGUUGCAUUCCUUCGCGAUGAGUACCACUACUGCUAUUGGUGCGGCCACAAGUACGACGACGCAAACAUGGACGGUUGUCCUGGAACCACGGAGGAAGAGCACGAUUGAGCGCGCGGGAAAGGACAUCAAUUGAUUUCUAUUGAAGUGCAUGAUGAACUGGUGCCGUCCUCAUACAAGUGAUUAUCGGGCUGCUGAUGCAGCGGGGCGUGUUUUAGGGGCUGGAAGCUCAUGUGUGAGUACUACCGUGGUACCCACGUCCCAGG